AUGCAGGUGCAAGGUAUCAUGCGCCUGACAGAUGCGCGGGCGCUCCCCCCUACCACGCCGCGACCCGCCGUCGACAGCAACCACCACCACAACCACCACCACCUCCCCCGAAUCAUCACCUACUACCAAACCCACCAUGACCCUCACUCCGGCCAGCACAUCUCCCUUCUCCCCCUCCUCACCCAGCCCGCCAUCUCCCUGACGCACCUCAUCCUGGCCGCCGUCCACAUCAACGGCGACCCGCAGGCCCUCACCCUCAACGACCACCCCCCGGACCACCCGCGUUUCCAGACCCUCUGGGCCGAGCUGCGCCUCCUGCAGGCCGCCGGCAUCAAGGUCCUCGCCAUGCUCGGCGGCGCCGCCCGCGGGUCUUAUGAGCGCCUCGACGUCUCCGCCGCUGCUCCCGACGACGAUGCCCGCUUCGAGGCCUACUACGCCCCGCUGCGCGACCUCGUCCGCGAAAAGGGCCUCGACGGCCUCGACCUCGACGUCGAGGAAAACAUGAGCUUGGCCGGCAUCAUCCGCCUCAUUGAUCGCCUGCGCAGCGACUUUGGCCCAGACUUCAUCAUAACCCUCGCCCCCGUCGCCAUGGCCCUCCUCGAUGCCGAGAAGAACCUGAGCGGCUUCGACUACGAGGCCCUCGAGGUCCUGCGCGGCAACGACAUCGCCUGGUACAACACCCAGUUCUACUGCGGCUGGGGCGACCUCUCCAGCACCUACAUGUACGAUCUCAUGCUCCAAAAGGGCUGGCCCGCCCACAAGAUUGUCGUCGGCCUCGUCACAAACCCCGCCAACGGCAAGGGCUUUGUCCCCUGGCACAUGCUGUCCGCCGUCCUCGCCGCCCUGAAGCGCCGUCAGCAGACCUUCGGCGGCGCCAUGGGCUGGGAGUACUUCAACAGCCUGCCCGGCGACGCCCAGCGCCCGUGGGAGUGGGCCCAGCACAUGUCAUCUCUGCUGAGGAGCCAUGCUCUUGCCGCGCCGCCACCUACUCAGCCUUCCGACCGUGCUGUCGCUGCUACCCCUGCUGAAGGGCACGAAAUUGAUCCAGACGAGACCGGCGGUGAUCCCCUGCAUGUGCCGGCGCCAUUCGAGUACUAUUCUGACGGUGGACACAACGACGACUGA
Hirsutella rhossiliensis is the source of this 1125-nucleotide messenger RNA. Its product is annotated as glycosyl hydrolases family 18 domain-containing protein. Gene Ontology annotation, cellular component: extracellular region. Bases 1 to 1125 code for a protein of 374 amino acids. NCBI's taxonomy places the organism in Eukaryota, Fungi, Ascomycota, Sordariomycetes, Hypocreales, Ophiocordycipitaceae. Gene Ontology annotation, molecular function: chitinase activity. The record is from RefSeq and is a predicted model, not a curated record. Gene Ontology annotation, biological process: carbohydrate metabolic process. The transcript has 2 exons.